AAAUGAAUUUGUUUUGUGUCUGGACUUUACAGGAAGUUCCCUUGCUUGAACUUGGCUUGGAGGUUUGACGGAGUAAAUUGUUCCUUGACUUUUGAAUUAUUCAUCUUGGCUGCAUGAUACGCAAAUCACACUGCUCUCACUAUGUCUAGAGGCACAGCACUGGGUCAGAAGCUGCAUCAAGUUGCUGGCAAAGAAUUUCUGUCAAGGGAUUAGGACUUUCCAACAGAACGGUUAUAAUUCAAUCUAAUUUAACUCAGCAUAACUUAUCAGACAACUACAGUGUGCUGGGGAACAUGGCAUGGAAUGCAUCUUGUGAAAACUGGCUGGCAGCAGAGGCUGCCCUAGGAAAGUACUACCUUUCCGUUUUUUAUGGGAUUGAGUUCGUUGUGGGAGUCCUUGGGAAUAGCCUUGUGGUUUUCGGCUACCUCUUCUGUCUGAAGAACUGGAAUAGCAGUAACAUCUAUCUCUUUAACCUCUCUAUCUCUGACUUCGCUUUUCUGUGCACACUGCCCCUGCUGAUCAAAAGUUAUGCCAUUGAAAACUGGACAUAUGGAGAUGUGCUCUGCACCAGCAACCGAUACAUGCUUCAUGCCAACCUCUACACCAGCAUUCUCUUCCUCACUUUCGUCAGCAUUGAUCGCUACCUGCUCAUGAAUUACCCUUUCCGAGAACACCUUCUGCAAAAGAAAGAGUUUGCUGUUUUAAUCUCUUUGGCCAUUUGGGUUCUGGUGACCUUAGAGCUUGUGCCCAUGGUUCUCUUUAUAAGUCCCAUUACAGGUGGCAAUAAAACCAGAUGUAGGGAUUAUGCCAGUUCUGGGGACGCCAAGUCCAGCUUCAUUUACAGCAUGUGCCUUACCUUCUUGGGGUUCCUCAUUCCUCUUUUUGUGAUGUGCUUCUUUUAUUUCAAGAUUGCUGUCUUCCUAAAGCAGAGAGCCAGGGCACAGGCUACCACGCUGCCCUUUGAAAAGCCCCUCAACUUAGUCAUAUUGGCCGUGGUGAUUUUCUCUGUGCUUUUCACUCCCUACCACGUCAUGCGGAACCUGAGGAUCAUUUCACGGCUGUGGGACGAGAAUGAGGCCAAAUGUCCCAGGGCCAUCAUCCACUCCUUAUACAUUGUGACCAGGCCCUUGGCCUUCCUGAACAGUGUCAUCAACCCCGUCUUCUAUUUCCUUGUGGGGGAUCACUUCAGGGAGAUGCUGACGAAUAAGCUGAGGCACCACUUUCAAUCCCUUAUGUGCUUUAGGAGAUGUGCUAAUGGACUCGUGUUUUCAUUCAGAAAAGAGUGAGGUGCCUGUGGAACAGAACGUCUUAUACACGCAGUUGUAGGCCAGUUAGAGUUUGAUGGACUCGGACAUAAAUCAGAGCGGGUCACAGAUCCGCCCCUGAUUUAAAGACGUGGUGUACUCAGAGUACAUAAAAAAGAAGAGGAUGAGAAGAAUUUAUUUGUCCACUUACAAAUUGAAAGAAGUCGGACAAGCAGGAAUAUCUGGGCAUAUACAUUCAAAAUCCUAGAUGUUAUAAUACCUCAAUCAGUGUAAGAAGAAUAGAAGCUAGAUAGCGUAGCAAGUUUGCAUUUGAUCAUCGGUUGGACUGUAAAAUAAAAUUGUUUUGGCAAAAUU
Messenger RNA from Myotis brandtii (Brandt's bat), 1619 nucleotides. RefSeq names its product succinate receptor 1 (gene SUCNR1). Gene Ontology annotation, molecular function: G protein-coupled receptor activity. Lineage: Eukaryota; Metazoa; Chordata; Mammalia; Chiroptera; Vespertilionidae. The record is from RefSeq and is a predicted model, not a curated record. The coding region runs from base 294 to 1286 and encodes 330 amino acids. Gene Ontology annotation, biological process: G protein-coupled receptor signaling pathway. The transcript has 3 exons. Gene Ontology annotation, cellular component: plasma membrane.